Messenger RNA from Lodderomyces jiufengensis, 1797 nucleotides. It is a transcript of the gene PES1, whose product is annotated as mRNA-binding ribosome synthesis protein. Gene Ontology annotation, biological process: ribosome biogenesis; maturation of LSU-rRNA from tricistronic rRNA transcript (SSU-rRNA, 5.8S rRNA, LSU-rRNA). Gene Ontology annotation, cellular component: nucleolus; PeBoW complex. The record is from RefSeq and is a predicted model, not a curated record. The transcript has a single exon. The coding region runs from base 1 to 1797 and encodes 598 amino acids. Gene Ontology annotation, molecular function: RNA binding. NCBI's taxonomy places the organism in Eukaryota, Fungi, Ascomycota, Pichiomycetes, Serinales, Debaryomycetaceae.
AUGGCUAAAAUUAAAAGAAGAGGAACUUCAGGUAAUGCUAAAAACUUCAUAACUAGAACUCAAGCUAUUAAAAAAUUACAAAUAUCAUUAGCAGAUUUUAGAAGACUUUGUAUUUUUAAAGGAAUUUAUCCAAGAGAACCAAGAAAUAAAAAAAAAGCCAACAAGGGAUCAACAGCUCCAGUAACAUUUUAUUAUGUAAAAGAUAUUCAAUAUUUAUUACAUGAACCUGUUUUGGAAAAAUUCAGGCAGCAUAAAACAUUUGCAAAAAAAUUACAAAGAGCUUUAGGAAAAGGUGAAAUAUCUGCAGCCAAAAAACUUGAGUCUAACAGGCCUAUUUUUAAAUUAAAUCACAUUAUAAAGGAAAGAUAUCCAACUUUCUUAGAUGCUUUAAGAGAUUUGGAUGAUCCAUUGAAUAUGUUGUUCCUUUUUUCAAAUAUGCAUUCUACUGAUAAAGUUACAUCAAAAAUCAUUGGUGAAGCAGAGAGACUAACAAAUCAAUGGUUAUGUUAUAUUUCACAACAAAGACUUUUGAAAAAAGUUUUCGUUAGUAUAAAAGGUGUUUAUUAUGAAGCUAAUGUCAAGGGUCAAACUAUUAGAUGGCUCAUACCCUACAAAUUUCCAACAAAUAUUCCUACAGAUGUUGAUUUUAGAAUUAUGUUAACUUUUUUAGAAUUUUAUUCAACUUUAUUAAAUUUUGUAUUGUUCAAAUUAUAUAAUGAAAGUGGAUUAAUUUAUCCUCCUCAAAUUGAUUUUAAGAAGUUAAAAGGUAUUGGUGGAUUAAGUUCUUAUGUUUUACAAUCAAAAGAUGAACAACAUAAUGAGGUGGUUGAAGAAAAAAACAAUGAAAAAGGUAAAGAAUUAUCAUCAACUGAAUUACAAAAAGCUAUACAAGCUGAUGAACAAGAGGAAGAAGAACCAAAAGAAGAGAAUGUCGAAGAAAUUGAAUUAGAUAAUUUUACAACUAGUGCAAAAACCGUGUCAGAUACUUUAAUUCAACCAACAAAAUUUUCAUCACCACAAUCUCAAUUAUUUGAAAAUUUUAUUUUUUAUAUUGGUAGAGAAGUUCCAUUGGAUAUAUUGGAAUUUAUAAUAUUAUCAUGUGGUGGUAAAAUAAAAUCAGAAAUAAUGUUAGAUGAUUUAAAAAUUAAUGAUCCAAAAGCUUUUAAUUCCCUUAAUUUAGAUUCAAUAACUCAUCAAAUAAGUGAUAGAAAUAAAAUAACAACUAAAGUACCAGGUAGGACUUAUAUUCAACCACAAUGGAUUUUUGAUUGUAUUAAUGCUAAACAAUUACUUAAUGUUAAUGAUUAUGCACCUGGUGAAACAUUACCUCCUCAUUUAUCUCCAUGGGGUGAUUCAAGUGGUUAUGAUCCAAAUUCUAAGAAACCAACUGAACAAGUUGAAGAAGGAGAAGAAGAAGAAGAAGAGGAAGAGGAAGAAGAAGAAGAAGAAAUAGAAGUAGCUUCAGGAGAUGAAGAUCAAGAAAGUUCAGAAGAUGAAGAAGAAGAAGAUGACGAAGAUUUUAAAGCUCAAAAGGAAUUAGAAAUGGAAGUAUCAGGUAAAAAAUUUUCAGAAAUAGAAGAACCAAAAACCAAAAAACAAAAAAUUGCUAAAAAAUUAACAGAAGAUGAAGAAGCAAAAGAAUUAGCUAAAAUAAUGAUGACAAAUAAACAAAAAAAAUUAUACAAGAAGAUGCAAUAUGGUAUAAACAAAAAGGAAACAAGAAAUUCAGAAUUAGCUUCAAAAAAGAAACAAUUAGAAAAAAAGAAAAAACAAUUACAAUCAUCAAUGAAGAAAUAG